UGUGGGGCAGGGACCCAGGAGAGCCUGGCCGAGAAAGAGCUCCAGCUCCUGGUCAUGAUCCACCAGCUGUCCACCCUGCGGGACCAGCUCCUGACGGCCCACUCAGAGCAGAAGAACAUGGCUGCCAUGCUGUUCGAGAAGCAGCAGCAGCAGAUGGAGCUGGCCCGGCAGCAGCAAGAGCAGAUCGCUAAACAGCAGCAGCAGCUCAUCCAGCAGCAGCAUAAAAUCAACCUCCUUCAGCAGCAGAUCCAGCAGGUCAACAUGCCUUACGUUAUGAUCCCAGCCUUCCCCCCAAGCCACCAGCCUCUGCCCGUCACCCCCGACUCCCAGCUGGCUCUGCCUAUUCAGCCCAUCCCCUGCAAGCCAGUGGAGUACCCGCUGCAGCUGCUGCACAGCCCCCCGGCUCCGGUGGUGAAGAGGUCUGGGGCCUUGACCGCCCACCACUCUCUGCAGGAACCCUCCCAGCCCCUGAACCUGACAGCCAAGCCCAAGGCCUCCGAGCUGCCUAAUACCUCCAGCCCCCCGAGCCUGAAGAUGAGCAACUGCGGACCCCGCCCCCCGAGCCACGGGGCCCCGACUCGGGACCUGCAGGCGAGCCCCCCCAGUCUGCCGCUGGGCUUCCUUGGAGAAGGGGACGCAGUCACCAAAGCCAUCCAGGAUGCCCGGCAGCUGUUGCACGGGCACGGUGCGGCUAUGGACAGCUCUCCCAGCACGCCUUUCCGUAAGGACCUCCUCAGCCUGGACUCGUCCCCAGCCAAGGAGCGGCUGGACGAGGGCUGUGUGCACCCGCUGGAUGAAGCCAUGCUGAGCUGCGACAUGGACGGUGAGGGCCCCGGGCAGGACGGCCCGCUGCUGCUGCCACACCAGGGCCAGGGCUCCCGCCAUUUCCCCGAGUCUCGGAAUAGUAGUCACAUCAAGAGGCCCAUGAAUGCGUUCAUGGUGUGGGCCAAGGACGAGAGGCGCAAGAUCCUGCAGGCCUUCCCGGACAUGCACAAUUCCAGCAUCAGCAAGAUCCUCGGCUCCCGCUGGAAGGCCAUGACCAACCAGGAGAAGCAGCCCUACUACGAAGAGCAGGCUCGGCUGAGCCGGCAGCACCUGGAGAAGUACCCCGACUACAAGUACAAGCCGCGGCCCAAGCGCACCUGCAUCGUGGAGGGCAAGCGGCUGCGGGUGGGCGAGUACAAGGCCCUGAUGAGGACCCGGCGCCAGGAUGCCCGUCAGAGCUACGUCAUCCCCCCGCAGGCCAGCCAGGUGCCGCUGAACUCUGCCGACGUGCUGUACCCCCGGGUGGCCGGCAUGCCCCUGGCGCAGCCCCUGGUGGAGUAUGUGCCCCGGAGCCUGGACCCCAACAUGCCUGUCAUUGUCAACACCUGCAGCCUCCGGGAGGAGGGCGAGGGCGCCGAGGACAGGCACUCGGUGGCCGAUGGCGAGAUGUACCGGUACAGCGAGGACGAAGAGUCCGACGGCGAGGAGAAGAGCGAUGGGGAGCUGGUGGUGCUCACGGACUGAGCCCCCGCCCCCACGGGCACAGCCCACCCACCGCCCACCGGACUCUGUUGGUACUUGGACUUGGGUAUGCCCAGGAGCUGGGUACAGCUACGUACCUGUGCGUAACAUUCUAGAGGGGCCAGCCCCCCUCCGCACCACGCUGCAGGCACCCCGGGGCUGCAGGCCUCGCUGGGUGGACAGGAGGGCAUGGGGCUGGGGGGUGAGUUCCUCAAAGCCCAUGGCCAGGCCACAGUGGAUGACCAGUCCCUUUUGCCUGGGGGUGCCCUGCUUUGGGGUGUGGCAGCUAUGGAUCUGUCCUCCUGGGGGUCACAUGCUUGUCUCCAUUCUUACCCUGGCUGGGCCAGCCACCACGGGACCACGACCCCCACCCUCCACCCCUGGCCCCCUCCAGACCGCUCCUGUCUCCAGGAUCCAUUUGUGCUUCAUGUAAAAGGGUCUGGCUGGCUGUCUUCUUCCUCCUCUGCCAAGCCCCUUGUGCCCCUGACUGCGGUGUGUGCACGCGGUAGCUGUCAGUCGCUGCACAAAGUAUUUAUUGAGCGAGCGCCCACCGUGGCCGGCACUCUUAUUCAGCUCUCGGGGGGCAUGUCUCUGGGGGCCUCUCCCUGCUCCUCCGUGUCCCCAAAUGGCUACCUCUCUGUCAGUCUGGGUGUCUCAGGUUCUCUGUCUGUCCUGGGUCUCCAGGGCCCUUUGUUUCUGCUUCCAGUUCUGGGUUGUCUGUCUCUGGGUCUCUGCUGGCCCCUGGUCUGGGCCUGAGCUCAGGCCCUCAGUCUCCUGGUCCCCUCCCUGCCUCUCCCUCACGCCAUGUUUGGCUCUGAGCAGCAUGGGCCGGAGCCCCCAGCCUUUGAGGGUCUUCAUCCUGGUGUCCUAGCCCCUAGUCCCCACCCAAGGCCCGCGUGUGUGGGGGGUAGGGGGGUGGCCAGGAGGACCAGUGGUGCCCCCUUCUGCAAGAGGCAGAGGCCCUGGAGCACGGGGACUCGGUGACACCUGGCCUCCAGUCUACCCUGUAGAGCUGGUGAGUGUGAGUGCGUGUGUGUGUGUGUGUGUGUGUGUG
Messenger RNA from Echinops telfairi (small Madagascar hedgehog), 2560 nucleotides. Its product is annotated as transcription factor SOX-13. The transcript has 10 exons. Gene Ontology annotation, molecular function: RNA polymerase II cis-regulatory region sequence-specific DNA binding; DNA-binding transcription factor activity, RNA polymerase II-specific. Gene Ontology annotation, biological process: regulation of transcription by RNA polymerase II; cell fate commitment. The annotation marks the transcript as partial. NCBI's taxonomy places the organism in Eukaryota, Metazoa, Chordata, Mammalia, Afrosoricida, Tenrecidae. Gene Ontology annotation, cellular component: nucleus. The record is from RefSeq and is a predicted model, not a curated record.